Coregonus clupeaformis (lake whitefish) is the source of this 1936-nucleotide messenger RNA. Its product is annotated as overexpressed in colon carcinoma 1 protein homolog. NCBI's taxonomy places the organism in Eukaryota, Metazoa, Chordata, Actinopteri, Salmoniformes, Salmonidae. The record is from RefSeq and is a predicted model, not a curated record. Bases 204 to 392 code for a protein of 62 amino acids. The transcript has 6 exons.
CUCUCUCUCUCUCUCUCUCUCUCUCUCGCUCUCUCCCCCCUCCCUCUGUGUAUAUAACAGUAUCUCCAUGCUUUCACACACACCACUCAGUUCAGUGUUACAGAGGGGAUGGACACAGAGUGCAGGAGCAUACCACCAAAUAGGAAAUCAGUGUGACUGAGACACAUAAUACAACUCCUUCCCAGAGGCAGCGUCUAUGCAAAAUGGGUUGUGGCAAUUCCUCAGCCGCCAGCACCUCAGGAGGGGGACCUGCAGAAACCUCCAAAGAUUUGACAGAUGAGCCCUCACCAGACGAUGAGAAAAGAAGGAACUAUGGCGGGGUGUACGUAGGUCUACCAUCUGACAUGACCACUGUUGCAGCCAGCCAGUCCAAGUCCACAGACAAAAACUAACAGAUAUAGACUAACAUUGACAUACAACACAGGGCUGUAGCUACAAUAGACAUUACAUUCCUACGUUGAGAGGAGGAUUACUGACUCAUCCUCACAACCCUGCCUCCGUAAGAGUGAGACAGACUGAAAGACCUUGGAAUCAGGCAGAUAUGAGGUCAGCCUACUUGAGGAAACUGACUCAGAAUGGCACCGAGUAGACCUUCAAUGGACGCCUUUGUCUGAGGAUUCUUUGCCCUUUCUGACCCUCACAGGAAGCCGGGCAGCAGCAGAGAAGUCGGGUGGCUACAGGGCGACAGCGGACAUUGGGACCAACAUUCUGGCAUCUGGGGCUAUGUUCUGGACUAGCUCCUUGUGUUUAGGAAGAGAUGUGACACACACAGCCCAGUGACACUGAGACACCUCCUCGACAGGCUCUGUAAUCAUUUAAUCAAGUGCAUCUAUUGUGGCUGGUGUAGAUACAUGUUUUAUGUAGUGGAAGGGAAAGUGCGGGUCAAACAUAAGCAGUGAUAUUCACUUUUAUGAUUAUGGAGUAUUUUAGGUCACCCAGUUUUCUUUUUUUUUUUCAGAGAUACUGUAAAUAAUUUCAGAGAUUCAUGAAAACAACAUUCUGUAACCCAUUUGGAGAUUGUGUUGUGUUAUUUUCUGGUUGGUUGCUGCUAUCGCUUUUUAAACCACUUGCAUUUCAUACAGAUGGACCUACUUGUAACUUUUGGUACCAAAUGGAUGGGGACCUCCCGUGGCUGUACUGGCUGGUUCUGUAGCCUGACUGUACUGUAGCGAGCAUCUGUUGUGUGCGUCAUUCAUGUCUGAGAUUGUUAAAUGUAAUUUAACCUUUGAAUCAUGCUAACAUUACAUAAUCAGUCUGGCUGGGGCAUAUGACUCAAGAUGCGUUGAGAAUACUACUUUUUUUAUUUAUUUUUACCCACAAAGGUCUGAACUAAUCUGAGAUCUGACUUCAGCAGAUUGUUAACAAUGCAUGCAUUAUACUCCAGGUGCCAGCAGCUGAUGUCAGUGUUCCACAUACAGUAGCUCUUAUCAGCCAUUUUAGCAGCUGCGUUACCAUCCAGAACUUGUUGUUUUAAAAAAAUACAUUAAAUUUUUACGGGGAGUUAAACUCUCCACCUGCAAUUUGUAAAAUGUAUUUUCUAUUUGUAAAAUUCAAAAAUGAUUCCUUUGAAACGAAAUGUACAAGUUUUAUUAUAACAGUUCAUUGGAAAGAUGAUCAGUCAAAUAGCAUCUGAACUACAUUGUUUGGCAAAGGGUUGCCUAAACAUAUUUGAAUCUAUAUUUCUCAUUAUGAACAACUGUAUCAGUGAAUAACACAGGCAGCAUAUUCCUGCACCACAAUAUCUCCUCCCAAAGCAUGAAUUAGAGGUCUGAAGGGAAUAGAGAAUCCAUCCAAGGUCAUUCAUCUACAUGCAGUUCCUGUUCGUUUACUGAUCUAAUAAAUGUAUGAUCUAAUGAAUGUAUAAUCCAGGCACUUGUCAUCUCCCGUCUGGAUUACUGCAACUCGCUGUUGGCUGGGCUCCCUGCCUGUGCCAUUA